AUGGAAGGCAUCAAGACGCUCGUAUCGAGAGCGACUCUAGUCCAGUUGGGAGCAGCAGCGGCGGCAGUCGUCUCGGCCGAACCUAUCCGCCAGGUCCUCCGCGACUACCGUUGCUGGGGAACGCGCACAACUUUCCGAUGGAGGAUUGGGCUGUCGUCUUCAAUGAAUGGGGAAAACUCUAUGGCAAGUGACAUAGUAUAUGUGCAACUCCCAGGAAUGUCCUUCUAUAUCAUCAAUAGUCUGGAUGUUGCCCAAGAACUCCUCAACAAGCGCGCAAAAUUCAAUUCGGACAGAAGAAUAGGUUACAUGAUUAUGCAACUUAUGGGCUGGAAUUGGUCGCCCGCGUUCAUCAAUGCCGACAUAGUCCAUGGUACAGAGCGAACAAUGUUCAGACGUGGUAUCGGGCCUACAAAGAUGCCACUCAAAGAUCCUCUUAUCGAAAGGAAUGCACAGCAGUUUGUCCUCGACUUGCAACAACUCAAAGGGAAUCCAAAGGAGACGGUUACAAACAUUAUGGGCAUGACUAUCAUCGAACUCGCUUAUGGGCAUGGUAUCGUGAAGGAUCACGGCGCAGAGAUGAUUGCACUCAAUUUAGAAGCAAUCAAACUUUUGGAUGAAGCACUCCUGACUGUAUGGGCUGUGGACUUGAUCCCGCUGCGUGAGUCCAAAUUAUUCAUGGUUCUCCUCAUUGAGCCGCCAUCUAAAGUUCGUUUUUGGCCAAGUUGGAUGCCGGGAGGACAAUUCAAGCGGCAUGGUGCAUACAGCAAGCGGCUCGUCGACUGCAUUCGUGAAUGGCCUUUUCAGAUGGCUGUCGAGCGUCAUAAAGCCGGAACUCUCGACCACUGUCUGGCUGACGACCUCAUCAAUGAAUUUGGUACUCCAUUUGAAGUUCAGGAUACGUUAGCCAAUCUCUACUUCGCUGGUGUUGAUACUACAUCUACCGUGAUAAUCCGGUUUCUACAUGCCAUGUUUCUAUUUCCGGAGAUUGCAAAAAAGAUACAAGCUGAGAUCGACUCCGUUAUUGGCCGCGAUCGACUACCGAGGGUGACAGAUCGUGCUGACCUCCCUUACACCAACGCCGUCUGGAAAGAAUCACUUCGGUUCAAUUCCGCCGUGCCUCUGGCUAUUCCUCAUUCGAACAGGCACGACGAAACGAUCAACGGCUACUUUAUACCAAAGGGCUCCUUGAUAAACCCAAAUUUCGGUUUUAUGCUCAGCGAUCCGAGGAUAUGGGGGGACCCAGAAAUCUUUAGACCGGAGCGUUUCUUAUCAUCCGAGGCCAGCAAGCUGCCGGACCCUACCGUCACCAUCUUUGGAUUCGGACCAAGAAUCUGCCCGGGAAUGUACUUUGCUGACCGUGCCGGGUUUCACAUGACGGCUACUACUAUAGCAUUAUUCAAUAUCGACCCUUUACCAGGAGAGUCGGUUCCCUUAUACACAGAGGUUCAGUACACGAAAAAUGUUCUCCGGCUUCCAGUCAAAUUCGAUUGCAUGUUUACCCCGAGGGAUGGCCAAGCCGUUCAUCUGUUAUCAUCAAUCGCAUUGAAUCAAUGA
Molecule: messenger RNA, 1554 nt
Organism: Serendipita indica DSM 11827
Lineage: Eukaryota; Fungi; Basidiomycota; Agaricomycetes; Sebacinales; Serendipitaceae
Source: the annotation of a GenBank genome assembly